CUUCACAUGGAAAGCAUCAAGGUAAGAAAAGGGUCCCCACUGUCUGUUCACAGAAGUGAUCCAGUAAAAGCAGAAGAGGAUGGGCAAUACCUUGACUUUUGCUCCCAGCCCCAUCCACCAGAACAACUCCAACCUCUCCUGGCCAGCAGAGGGCACUAACAGGACAGACUUUGACGGAACAGACUUUGACUUUUAUGUGAUUAGCCUUCUCCUUUCCUGCUUCUAUAUGGUCGUGCUGUUCCCGCUUGGCCUUGUGGGUAAUGUCCUGAUCCUGCUGGUGAACUCUGACCCUCGGCAGCGUGCCAGCAACCCAGAUGUGUACUUCACUAACCUGGCGCUGGCCGACCUGGUCCUGGUGCUGGACUCGCUGAUCGAGGUGUUUAACCUGAGCGCACAUUACUACGAUAAUGCCUUGCUGUGCACCUGCAUGGCUCUCUUCCUGCAGGUACACAUGUACAGUAGCGUCUUCUUUCUCACCUGGAUGAGCCUAGACCGUUGUGUCGCACUCACUGGCCUCUCACCCAGGGCAAUGCAUGCGGACGGCUCGGCGGCCCGCAGGGUGUGCACCGCCAUCUGGGCAGCGGCUAUAGCCUGCACCCUGCUGCCAUUUGCAGCGGCCCACGCUCGUCAUGGCUGGGGGCGGGGCUUCUGCUUUGCAGGCAUGGCUGAGGUGCAGUGGCUAGAGGUGACGCUUGGCUUUGCGGUGCCAUUCUGCGUUAUGGGCGUGUGCUACAGCCUCAUUGGGCGAGUGUUGCUACGCUCGGAACGUCCGCGCCGGGCCAAAGCACUGCGCAUGAUUGUGACCACAGUGGGCGUGUUCUUCGCAUGCUGGCUGCCUGAGAACGUGUUCAUCAGCACGCACCUGCUGAGCGGCACCGCUGAGCCCCUGCGGCGCCGGCGCAAUGGCACGCUGUGGCAGCAGUACCCGCUUUUAGGUCACGUGGUCACGUUGGCCGCGUGCGCCAACAGCUGCCUAAACCCUCUGGUCUACGGCCUGCUGGGACAAACCUUUAGACGCAAACUGAAACUGUUCCUUGAGCACCACGUUCACUGCCUCCACAUGCAGCCCCCACAUGUGACCCACAUGCGCCUCCAUGCAAGAUAAGUUCACACACUAUGUGUGCACUCACACAUAGUGUGAGCUCAGGAGGACAAGUGUGAGCUCAGAAUCAAACCAGAAAGAAUGUGUGUGAGCAGUGUGAGGGAUGGAGUUGAGACCAACACCCUCCCCACCCUCAACAGACACACAGGAAGGACACCAACUUCUCCAACACUUAACCAACAAAAGAUUGAGACUUCCUGUCCAUAACUGUUUUCUUUAAGUUGUACUGCAUAACAGCAAAUCUUCCAGUAUGUGUAUGACAACACCAAAUACUGGUGUUUUUUUAGGGAUUACAUGACAACUAAGGAAUAUGAGAAGCGGUUUUGCACUGCUGUUCUAAUAUGUUUGCACUUUCUACUUUUCUGUUAGGAAUGGGAUUUAGAAAUGAGGGACUGCUCCCAGAUUUCAGUGAAAAAUAACAACUGCAUGUCAUGGGUUUGAGGUUUGUCAUUUAUGCGAUGGAACCAAAUGUUCGGCACUAAACUUAUCUUAGAAACGAAUUCUCUCCAAUCCCUGUAUGUUUAUGUUUGGGCAAAAAGAAAGCUUGCGCCUAUGCAUCUUUUGACAAUACCCCAAUUUAUAAUAGACCAUGAAUUAUGCUGUAUGUAAUAACACCACUGCUUUGCAUUGCGGCUAAUAAACCAGCAGUGUGACCAAUUUCAUACAUGUAUGAAAUUAUGCUUUCACUGUGGUUCCACCAGCUGAUCUUUGAGACCAAUCAAAAGAAUCUAGCCUAAAUCAGCCAUGAAAGGCCUGUUAUUGGAAGCAGGUGAAAGUGUAGGGGAGAUUGGCAGACUACUCUAGAAGGCACCAUGCCACUACACUGAA
This is a messenger RNA of Electrophorus electricus (electric eel), 1930 nucleotides long. The record is from RefSeq and is a predicted model, not a curated record. NCBI's taxonomy places the organism in Eukaryota, Metazoa, Chordata, Actinopteri, Gymnotiformes, Gymnotidae.